Molecule: messenger RNA, 1017 nt
Organism: Metarhizium acridum CQMa 102
Lineage: Eukaryota; Fungi; Ascomycota; Sordariomycetes; Hypocreales; Clavicipitaceae
Source: RefSeq, a predicted model, not a curated record
AUGCUCAACAUCGCCUUCGAUAUUGCCGGCGUCAUUCUAAUGUCGUGGCAGUACGACAACGGCUCCUUUGAUGAAGUAUCCCACACUGCAUCUGCCAUCAACAGUCUCGACGAGACCUACGAGUACACCAGCCUGAUGGCCGUCUUCUUCCGACGCCUCGUCGACGCCUUGUUUGUAAUUGUAUUUGCCGAGUUGGGUAAUGGCUUCCGCUACGCACAAAUCAAGAAGCCGCCUCCUUUUCGAAGCGUCGUGCGCAUCGCCGCCUUUGGCAGCGCAGUGUUGAUUCUCGCCCUUUCCGUGGCGUACUUUGCUCUGCCGCUUGCCGCCCUCGUUCACUAUUACCAGUCGGAGCCAACGAGGAGUUACAAUGCUGUGGUAGACGCAUGGGACAAGUGCAGGUCGUUGGAGGCUGCGAUUGACGUGGUUAAUUUUGCGGUUUCGAUUGUCCAGGUUGUUUACGCUGGACUUGUGCUUGGCCAAUAUGCUGGGCUGCCGGGGAAAAAGUCUGCUGUCCUUUACUUUGUUUCUACCAUCCUCGACGCCUUGCGCUGUGUAGUCGGCAUUGUGCUCCUCGGAAAGUGGAUUCUUCCCGACGAGCAAAUCCCAUACGCUUGGAAUGCUGUCGAUGUCGUCUUUGAAUACUGGGUUUGUUUCAUCAUCUUGGUGCUGCUCCUCGUCAUUGGCAAGCGCAGGCAGGAUGGUCUCUGGAGCACCGUUCAACACUCGACGCAGGGCCACCAAGGAGGCUAUCCUCAACAAGCCGUGCACUCGCAUGGCCAAGCGCCCCCUACUCCGCCCAUUUACUACCAGCAUCCCCCUCAGCAGCAAGAGAAUCCUGCGUGGCAAUAUGCGCAAUCGGAUCCAGCCCCAGCUGCCAUGUGGCAUCCUCACGAGCUGGCAUCGCCGCAGCAGGUUGCGAAGCCAGGUGAGCUUGAUUCAAGACAGAUGCAGCAGCCUGCGUACUAUACGAGCGCGCAUCAGGUUCCCGUUGAGGUUCCGGCCGAGAAGAACGCGUAG